UGGUUUACCGCUGUGGUUUUCUUCAAGAUGGCGAGGCUACAUCAGUUGAGGCAGUAUGGCGGCGCAUGGAGAAUACAAUAAUUUAGAAAGGUAGUCAGGUGCCCAAAAAGAAGACAGCCGUCUCAUUUUAAUUGCUUCCAGAAGAUUCAAGUGGAGGAUGAUCAGUGCCUCGAUCCCAUAUUAAGCUGAAUGCAUUGUGAUUUCCAAUAAUUGAGACAGUGAUUCUGAAAGCUGUCUACAUUAAUGAAAAGAACAAUGUAGACAGCUUAGCAAUUUCACCUCUGGUACGUGGUCUAUACAGGGAUGUGCUUCUGCAUGCUGCAUUCUGGGUUCAGAUAGGAAGAAAGUGUCUUAAAACAGGUCAGAUUUUUGAAUAAAUUAUCAGUGCGUAUAAGCUGUAGUUCGUUAUUCAGUGGAAAUGGAGAUAGACGAUGUGCUACCCCCUCUCCCCUUGGAUCCACCUGGUUUUUUUGACCUAGAUGAGGGCAUAGCACCUCCACCACCUCCCCUGCAAACGUCCAGUGACGCAGAGGUAAUGGACGUUAGCUCUGGUGGUGAUGGACACACAGACACCCCAGGGGAAGGGGAAGCCAUGGCACAGCAACCCCUCGCUAAGGGCUCCAUCACUUUCUGUAGCCACCUCUCAGACGAGGCCAUUCCCAACCCUCAGUGCCCCAGAACAGCCCGUCACGCCCCCCCAGUCUCCGGGUUCCUACCAGACCUCAAGCUGCUCAGAGAUGUUAAGAUCCGUGUGAGCUUCACCGAAAGCAGCAGUAGCAACAUCAACAGCAAAGACAGGAAGGUUUUGUACACAGGCGAAGGGCAGGAGGCAGGAAGUGAUGAUGGUUUAGACAGCAUGAAUGGUGAGAUGCAUGACUCGGGUGAGGGAAGCUCUGGAGCGGGAAACUUAGCAGGCAGGAGAUCAGACGAGUCCGAGGUAGACAUGGAAAACAAGGUAGAGUUCGCCGUCCUGGAUGAGCUGGACGACUACUACGAGAACUUCCUGGAUCAUGACGACACGGAGCAUGGUGGCUUUAAGUCUGAGGGCAUAGCGCAGCAGGAUCAAGCAGAUGAGGAGACCGUGACUUUCGCCUAUGAGGAGGAGUUUGACAACGAUGUGGACGCCUUGCUGGAGGAGGGCAUGCCUGUCCCUAAAAAGAUGCGUCCGUCAGAGGACAAAUAUGGCGGGGAAAGUGAUCACCCGUCAGACGGAGAAGGAGGGGUUCAGCCCAUGAUGACCAAAAUUAAGACUGUCCUGAAGAGUGAGGGCGCCCCCCCCACUGAGCCCCUCCCAGACGGAUGGAUCAUGACAUUCCAUAACUCGGGCAUUCCCGUCUACCUGCACAGAGAAACCAGAGUGGUGACCUGGUCCAGACCCUACUUCCUUGGCACUGGCAGUAUUAGGAAACACGACCCUCCGACCAGCAGCAUCCCUUGCCUUCACUACAAGAAGAUCAAGGCUGUGGAGGAGAAGGAGCUGAAUGGGGAGGUGACCCAAAAUGUAGAGGUGACCCAAAAUGUAGAGGUGACCCAAAAUGUAGAUGUGACCCAAAAUUUAGAGGGCACCCAAAAUUUAGAGGGCACCCAAAAUUUAGACGAGACCCAAAAUUUAGACGUGACCCAAAAUGCAGAGGAGACCCAAAAUGCAGAGGAGACCCAAAAUGCAGAGGAGACCCAAAAUGCAGAGGAGACCCAAAAUGCAGAGGAGACUUCUGUCAAACCAGUUGAUGAGACCAAUGGUGAAGUGAUGGCCGGUCCCUCUAAGGCUCCAGCUGAGGAGCAGUACAUUAUCCCUCCCUUCAUCGUGAUUGACGGGGUCCACGGGGGAGGAAGUACCCCCAAAAUAAGCCUGGCGUGUAAAAGGCCUCACGCAUUUGACACUGCACAGGGAGCAUUGGGACAAGUGAGAGCUAAAGUGGAGGUGUGCAAGGACGAGUCCAUAGACAUUGACGAGUUCCGGAUUUACCUGGAGAAAUGCUUUGACUUUGAACAAGUCACGGUGAAGAAGUUUCGCACGUGGGCCGAGCGACGGCAGUUCAACAGAGACUUGAAGAGGAAGCAGGCGGAGUGUGAGCGGCCCAUCCUGCCCGCCAACCAGAAGCUCAUCACUCUGUCGGUGCAGGACGCGCCCACUAAGAAAGAAUUCGUCAUCAACCCUAACGGGAAGUCUGAAGUUUGCAUCUUGCAUGAAUAUAUGCAACGUGUCCUAAAGGUUCGACCUGUUUACAACUUUUUUGAAUGUGAGAACCCAAGUGAACCCUUUGGAGCGUCGGUCAUUAUAGACGGAGUAACGUACGGCACAGGAACCGCAAGUAGUAAAAAACUUGCCAAAAAUAAAGCUGCUCGAGCCACACUGGAAAUCCUCAUCCCUGACUUUGUGAAGCAGACCUCGGAGGAGAAGCCCGUUGAGGGCGAUGAACUGGAGUAUUUUAAUCAUAUCAGUAUAGAAGACACUAGAGUGUACGAGCUGACCAACAAAGCAGGACUACUUUCGCCAUAUCAGAUUCUUCACGAGUGCCUUAAACGAAACCAUGGGAUGGGAGACACCAGCAUUAAGUUUGAGGUGAUCCCCGGGAAAAACCAGAAGAGUGAAUAUGUGAUGACGUGCGGGAAGCACACUGUGCGUGGCUGGUGCAAGAACAAGAGGGUGGGCAAACAGCUGGCCUCUCAGAAGAUCUUACAGAUGCUUCAUCCCCACGUCAAGAACUGGGGCUCCCUGCUGCGCAUGUACGGCCGAGAGAGCAACAAGAUGGUGAAGAAGGAGAGCGCUGACAAGAGUGUGAUCGAGCUCCAGCAGUUUGCCAAAAAGAACAAGCCAAACCUCCACAUCCUGAACAAGCUGCAAGAAGAGAUGAGGAAGCUGGCCGCGCAGAGGGAGGAAACUAGGAAGAAGCCCAAGAUGACCAUCAAUGAGUCGGCCCAGCCGGGCAGCGAGCCCCUCUGCACUGUGGACGUUUGAAGUCCCUGCUGGAGCACUGAAACCCCGUCACUGUCACACACUCCACCCCCAUCUCACACACACACACCUACACACCUACACCUGAUGGCAAUAUAGAUCCACAUUGACCGGGCCAGUAGAAACGCUUCCUCAGCUGGUAGAUGCGCACUAACAGUAGAGAAAUAUCACCUACCUCUCGAUGCAAACUAGCUUUACGGCACUUAAAAACACUCCCCGAGCUGCAGACUUAGAAACAGACAGAUUCAAAUAAAAAUGCAUGUUUCUCUGACCGCAGUCAUCACCUUGGUUUUGUUUUGAAGUGUCGUUUUGAACACCUUGCAGCUAUUAGUUUUGUGCUUAACGUAUUUGAAAGGGACUACUAAUACGUGUAUCGUUUUAAUCGGGAACCAUACUCGUUUAUUUGGUAUUUUAAUGGUCGGUGUUAUGAAUAUUUUUUGGGGUGAAAACAAAAACAAGCUGUUUUUGUUUAUCCUCAGAAUGGACACUUGCUGUCUUGGUUUGCACGAUUUGAGAACAUGCGUUGUGACGACUAUUCAGAACUCUUGUUAUGCACUUGUCACAUGUGUUGACUGAGCAUGCUUAUGGUACAGGAGUAAGAGUGGAGAAACGUGUUGCCUUUCUUGACCCUUUGCUUUUGGAAGUACAAGAAUAAAACGUCCUAAUCUCUGCAGUCAAGCACAGAAAGAUAUGUAGAGCGAAGGAUCCUUUCCGUUAGGCUCUCAAGAGUACUAAUGCCACACACACCAUUUCAUUAGCUUGUUUGAGUUGCCUUAGUUUAUCAAUUUCAUGAAGGGCUCAGAGUAUAAUGGACCUAAAACACCCUUCAACAGGAAGUGGAAAGACCAAGCCCCCUGUACUCGAUUUAGUAUUUGAGUGAAGACAGCCUGUGCAUAUUUUAAAGGAUUGUUUGCUUUUCCAUCAUUAUUAUAUUUUCAAAACACAUGGUAGAAUACACUUUUCAAAAGGCAGCCUUGUACAUACGUUGGUACACUGACAGGAACAAGCUGGUGAGUGUGUACCAAAGCUUACAUACAGUCUUAUGCAUUUUAUAGAGUCCUUAUGUUACUGCAGACGAAACAUCUACAAUACACAUUUCUUGCUGGAACAAACUGUGCAUUCAUUCUGUCAAUUAUUUGGCCUGUUUUUUUUUUUACAAAGUAAUCUUGAAUACAUCCCAGUUCAAACAGGCUGUUGCGAUAUUGUAGGUUGAUUUAAGAAUGUGCUUUCCGUUCAGUGUCGGUGUGAGAAGAAAAACAUACAGCUUUGUGUCGUUUGACAUGUUGCUGCCUAGAAAAUGAAGUAUGUAUUGCAACCUGAGCUCCAUGACUUCAGUGGUUUGUUAUGCAAAAUAAAAUGUCUUGACUAAU
This is a messenger RNA of Gymnodraco acuticeps, 4326 nucleotides long. RefSeq names its product DGCR8 microprocessor complex subunit (gene dgcr8). The record is from RefSeq and is a predicted model, not a curated record. NCBI's taxonomy places the organism in Eukaryota, Metazoa, Chordata, Actinopteri, Perciformes, Bathydraconidae. Gene Ontology annotation, molecular function: heme binding; double-stranded RNA binding; primary miRNA binding. Gene Ontology annotation, cellular component: microprocessor complex. Gene Ontology annotation, biological process: primary miRNA processing.